ACAGCUACUUAUUUAAUUAACGAGUUACUGACCAGUGACAACGCAGGCAUACGGAAUAUAUCUGAACAUUUUGAUUGGUACAUCGUUCCUAGCACGAAUCCGGACGGCUACGAGUACACUCAUAGCACGUAUCGCAUGUGGAGGAAGACCAGGUCUCCAGGUGACAGAUGCUAUGGUGCUGAUCCUAAUCGAAACUGGGGAAUCGAAUGGAAUAAUGAUCUAGGUUCCAGUAGCAAUGAAUGUUCCGAGACCUACAGGGGAAAAGGAAUAUUCUCUGAGCCUGAAACAAAAAGUUUAAGCGAAUACCUGACAAAUAUGAAAGAUGAAUUACUAGUCUACUUAUGCUUCCACAGCUACAGCCAAGUAUUGAUGAUACCAUACGGUCUCAAAGGAAUGGUAGCUGACAAUGAGCCUGCACUGAGGGAGAUUGGGGAUAAAGCAAUCGAGGUUCUUAAACAACGACACAACACGCAGUAUGAAUUUGGUCCAAUCUAUGAAGCUAUAAAAUAUGAGGCCAGCGGCGGGAGCAUGGACUGGGUGAAAGAAGAACUGAAAGUCAAAUAUACUUUCGAAUGGGAAUUGCGUGACAAAGGACGCUAUGGCUUCCUGCUGCCUUCCAAUCAGAUCAUCCCCACGGCGGAUGAAACCAUCGACUCAAUCGUGUCAAUUCUGCAGGAUGUGCAAGCGCGAGAAGCAAACAAUUCGUGAACCUUCGUCGUUCAACACAUCACAACAUUGCAAAGAAAUCCUUGUAUUUAGACCGCUGUCACAAUUGACCAAAAAAUUAAUGGUCUACAUAUUUUCAGGAAUGAGCUGCUAUAGCAUUAUAGAUUCGCAACAUUGUAGGGCACUUGAUAAACGAAUG
Gryllus bimaculatus (two-spotted cricket) is the source of this 865-nucleotide messenger RNA. NCBI's taxonomy places the organism in Eukaryota, Metazoa, Arthropoda, Insecta, Orthoptera, Gryllidae. The record is from the annotation of a GenBank genome assembly.